Tricharina praecox is the source of this 1108-nucleotide messenger RNA. RefSeq lists its product as uncharacterized. The transcript has a single exon. The coding region runs from base 247 to 924 and encodes 225 amino acids. The record is from RefSeq and is a predicted model, not a curated record. NCBI's taxonomy places the organism in Eukaryota, Fungi, Ascomycota, Pezizomycetes, Pezizales, Pyronemataceae.
GUGGCAACUCAACUUGUGCAGCACGGCCACACUUGAGAUCGCUGCGGCCAAAAGCAAUUCGCAGCCAAUUCUGAUGGGCGGCGGCAGUCACUACGGGUCGUUCCUUUUGAUGGGCAUACGACGGCUGGCCGGGGACGGUAGAUACACGGAGAGACCGUUCUUAUUCGUGCUCCAUGCUGCGAGCAUGCGGCGUGCCAUGCCAUACCCAUUCGGUCAACCCCGCCUUGUGUCAUCACAUCAUUCCGCAUGAACUACCGCUUUCCAAAUGCUUGGUCGUUCUCAGACUUGUGCCCGGGAAAUGGCCAUCAUCGAAAAACCGCACUGCCCGUGGCAUACUUAACUUCUGGACUGCGUCAAAAUCCGGAACAGCAUCAUCAUAACAAUCAUCAUCAUCGGAAAUCCCUCCCUCUGUUGCUCGCGUUGUCGACCUCGCUCGCCCGCCUAUCCCCCGUCAAUCAACCCAAACCCCCACCACCACCGCCACAACCACUCCACCACUUCACCUCCCAAGACACCCCCCCAACCGGUGCCUCGAACCCUUUAACAGAUCCUUUCCCUUUGAAAGCUCAAACCCCCUCCCCCCGCGCCCCUUCCAAUUCCCCCACCCACCUCUACACCCCACUAACCAACUCAACCCACCUCUCUCUCCGUGUCGCUGCCACCUCUACCUACCCACCACCGCCACUCUGUCCCAAACCCUACUCCUACUCCUGCUGUUGUUCCUGUAAAUCCCCGACUUCCCCCUCCCACCCUUUGUCCGUCAUCACCUCCUUCGCUGCAGCCGGUCGAGAUCAUCCUCCCACUCACAAUAAACUUCCCAAUCCAACAGAUCCUCCUUCGGUUAGGUACCGGUUAUUCGCACACGAGCCAACUCUCUCAUACCGAAACACUGUUGCAACGAAGUCUCCGAACGUUGAACCUUAGCUCAACGCACGCACCACUCGCUGCUACGUCCCCGCGUAACGACCGACACGACCCCAAACGAAUUCACCACGAAACCCCAACAACACCUCUAAGUAAACAGCAGCAAUGGCGGAGUUUGUUCGUGCCCAGAUCUUCGGUACUACCUUUGAGAUCACCAGCCGGUAUGGUCGCUCGUUCUUCGUUA